Molecule: messenger RNA, 14551 nt
Organism: Nymphalis io (European peacock)
Lineage: Eukaryota; Metazoa; Arthropoda; Insecta; Lepidoptera; Nymphalidae
Exons: 9
Coding region: 439-13776 (4445 amino acids)
Source: RefSeq, a predicted model, not a curated record
CGAGCGCAGCUAGCAAACUACGGUCAUUAUAAUCAUAUAUCAUACGAUUUCAAUUGUUACUAGAAACUACUACGAAAGUAGUGAGUGUAAUAAGACCGCGUAAGGUAUAUGGUACAGGAAUACGAGCACUCGCGGAGCACGUAACUACACUGGUGUCCGGACGACGAAUGAAUUUUACAUCGGCGUCGCUAGCUUGGCGGUGGGGCGUGAAUGCGUACUAUCUUCAUCGACCACUGCAUUCCGGUCCGCAAACGACGAUUCACGAACAGUGUCGCCGAGGCCCGACAGGCGAACAAAGAAACGUUAUAGGGUCGCCGUAGAACUUACAUUUUACAUUGAAGAAAAAAUGUACAUAGACCGUCGUGUGUUUGUUGGCCGUGCCCAAAUCGUUUGCCAAUUGACUUAUUAAGUUUUAGUUUAGCUUUAAAAGCCCUAAAAAUGGAUAUGGAAUACGAUCGAAAGUUCGAGGAGAUGAAGAAAUACAUUCCAUUUUUGGAAAGUAUGAUCAAGAGACUGGAAAAUACGAGUUCAGUGUCAAAUCCCAGACAGGCACAGCUCGAUAAGAUAAGGUCUCUAAGAGAUCUUCUUAUGGACAAGAAAAAAAGAAUGAAAAUGGAAAAUUUACUAAAGUGUGAACAAGUUUUGAUUAAUUUAUACGAAAAAGUAGAACAGAGAGAUUCAUUGCCAGUUCCUAAAAGAGAUGUCAAUACUUCUCAAAAAGAUAAAGCCGAUUUACAUAUAGUCAGAAACAAGCUUAAAUCAGCCGUGAUAAAAUUACAAACAGAAAGUGUAGAAACUUUACCAGAAAUCGCAAGAGCCAGUGAAACUGAAGAAGUGUGUGAGCCGGGCAGUAAAGAACCUGCAUUAUUCCAACGAAGACCCAAUAAAACAUCCAUGUCACCAACGCGUCCUGUUCCUAAUAAAAUUAAAGAACCGUCUCCUCAAAUGUCUAAAAGAAAUUAUACACGGGUUUUACUUUCGCCAGAACCAAACCAAAACAGCUGGUCUACUGAGGAAAAUUUAUCAGAGAAACCACUUUUUAGUAGACGAUCACCGAAAAAUUCAGCGCGCCGACGCUCACCUUCUUAUCAUAAAAAAGAACGUAAAAAACUUUCAAAAUGUAAUUCGAACUUAAUGGAGACCAAGGAUCUUAAUAUUACUUUAAAUGUACCAGAAGAAAGCUUAAACUCAUUAAAUACGAAAGACAUUUUAUCUAGGAUUAUAAAUUGUAGUGAUAAUGAUGUAGACAUUGAUACAUUGCGUGAGUUACGGACGCAAAUCCUCGGUGAAUUGAAGGAAACUGGGGCUAAUGAAGAUAUAUCUGAUUUAAUUCUCAAAUCUUACAAAAAAAAAGCUAUCAAGGACAAAAAAGCUGAGGAGAUCGAAGAAGGAGAAUUGUCUGAUAGCGAAAGUGAAGCAAUCGAAAGUAUAUAUGGCAGCUUAGUUAUUGUGGAUAAAGAAAAAUCAAUAAAUGUGUCUAAUAAAAUAUCCAAUGAAGAACCACGUAAAAUACAAAUAUGCCUUGUUAUUAACUCUGAUAAAAAUAAAUUGAAUUCAAAUAAAGAAGAACAAAAUAAAAUAUUACCUGUUGACUCACCUGAUUUUGAAACAUUCAGUAACAAAAAGCAAAGUGAAAUUAGAAAAGAUCCUAUUUCCAAAGAUUUAGGAAAAAUUACCGACGAAAGUGCAUCAAAUAUUGAACAAAUCACAUCGGUUAAAUUCGAAGAUCAAACACAGGAGCAGGUUGUUGCUAAUUUUGGGACGGGAAAUAAAGAUUCUCAAAAAGACGAAAGGAACGAACAACAAGAAAUAAUGGAAAAUGAAAUUAAACCGCAAAUGAAAAUUGUGAGAAAAGAAAUCGAAGUAUCUAAUUUUUAUAAUUCAGUAGUUGAACCAAAUGAAGACGUCAAUAAAUAUUUGCCUGAAAAUCAAUCGAGCAACAAAAUUACGCAAAAGUCAUUUAGUGAACAAAACAUUGGUGAUAGUUGUGAAAAUACAAACGUACCGAAUAAAACCAAUGAACAAAAUUCAAAUGUUGAAAUACCUUUACUAGAAAACACGAAAAAAAUAUCAGAAAUUGAUAUUUUACAAGCUUUAAAAAAAGAAAUACUAAGUGAAACAAAUAAUGUUCUUAGCUCAGACACAGUUACACCAGCUUUACACCAACCCAAAAUAACAAAAGUAGGUAAUGCUCACGAAAUAGGGUCUAAAAAGAGAAUAUCAAUUGAGAAUUAUAAAGCUAAGACGAAUACUCCUUUAAAAAAUAUCCUUGGCAACGAAUCAUCUUCUACCACGAACAAAGAUGAUAUUAAUAGGAAACAGAGUUUGAAAUUGACGGAGAAGGAGUGUGAACGCUUUAAUUUUCCAUCUAAGUUAACGUUAGGUGAAAGCUCGGACGAUGAAGAUAAGUCUCCUUUAUCUGCGGGUGAUAUUUAUGAAAAUUUAGCCCCUAAAUCACCUGAUCACGAGGAUUUUGCAGAUACGGGUAUCAAACCACCGAUAAUUAUUCCAAGUGAUCCUAUUCAAACUACUGUUGUGAAUUCAGAGACCGAUGUAGAUAUGAGAAACAUUAUACCAGCUUUACAAUCUAAUUAUAACUCUGAUGUCCCUAAUGCUUUUGUGUUGAGCACAGAAAAGGAUAAAACUAAAAACAAUGACAAAGCUAUAAAUCCAUUACUAGAUCCAAGAAUGAAAAAAGAUAUGGUUAAUCCUGAGAGUCCAAAUCCAUAUAUAAUUAAUAUUGACAAAACAUCUCGAUCAGUGUUAAAUUACGGAAAUUCUACUUCAAACAUAAAUGUACUACAAAAUGUGAACUCAUCGUUAGUAACAAAUGUUAGUACAGGUAUAAACAGAACUAUAAUGUCACCAAAUUUAUCAAAUGUGACGCCAAAUAUUACGCCAAAUAUGGUUUCUAAUUUGGCACCAAUGAUGACUCCUAUUAGAACACAGAAUAUACCAAAUAUGACUCCUACUGCGAGAUCCUACGAUAUGACACCUUCCCGUCAAACAAUUGAUAACGAGGAUUACUCUAAUCAAAAACAUGUGUAUGCUCCCAUGUUUCCCAUUGUUGAUACGCGGGAUCAUAUUGAGAAACAACAAUGGGAUAAUAUGGAUAAUAAUGGAGUACCUUUUUGGGAAGAUCCCCAAACCAUUUCGACUCACAGAGAUACGGAUUAUAGGGAUCUAAGAAAAAGAGACGGUGAUUUUAUUCCUGCGUUCGAACAUUAUAGAAAUAGCCCCAGAAAUGAUCGAUAUAGCUUUGACAAAAUAGAUCCAUGCCAUAGAACAGAGUGUUCAACAACUGCAAAUCAUCCUUUUGGGCGAUUAGAUUGUUCAAAAUUAUCAACUUCUUUUGGGAAAAUGGAUGCCCCUAUGACACCAGUUCAUCCCUUUGGCAGAUCUGAUUGCCCAUCAACCCCAUGCCAUCCUUUUGGGCGGUCUGAAUGUCCAUCUACCCCUAGUCAUCCUUUUGGACGACCAGAUCCUUUAAUUCCUAUACCGUUUGUAAGACCCGAUUUUAAUCUUAUUACAAAUCAAUCAUUUGGAAAACCGAUUGAUCAAAGGUUCAAAAGAAGUUCGGACUAUGAUAUGUAUCAUAACCGUGACAACGAUAGGGAGCAUGGUUUUUUUCAAGAUCGUAAUUUCAAUUCGAGCUCAUAUAAGCCUGAUCAAAAAAAUAGAAAUAACAAUCAUGAUUCAUUUAGAAAAUACCAAAGAGAACAAAGCUUAGGAAGAAAUGAAAGGAAUAAAAACUACGAUAACAGCUCUCGUAAUUAUAAAGACUCACGUCGUGAAACCAGUGUCGGACGAUAUAAUAGAGAUUAUGACAACGAUAGAGGAUAUACGAGGAAUCAUGGUUCAAGCAACAGGAGUUAUGAUUACCGUCAACAAAAUGAGUUUAAAAACAAUGAUAAAAACGAUCGACGUAAUUAUCAACGUGAAAAAAGCGUUAGCCGGGUGACUUCCCACUUAUCAACAAAAGAUUCUACUGUUUUACACUUACUUCCCAAAGAAAGCCAUGUAUCGGUUCAACACCACUCUGACAAUUCUUUUACUAUUGAUACAAGUGUUAAUAGGACAUUUCAAGAAAAUAAUCACAACAGAUUACCAAGUUUUGAUGCUCGAAGACAGCGCGCUGCAAGUGUUGGAAGAAUUUUAGCUCGCGGUUCGAGUCCUCACAAGGUUGUCAAUAAAGAGUCAAAAAUUGUGUUACAUAAUUUCGAAAAUAAAAAUAAGAAUUUUCGUCGUGCAUGCAGUGUUGGUAGGGAAAUUAAAGAUAGUAAACUUGACUUCAAAGACAUUAAAGCAGACUUAAAAUCAUUUAGAUUGAAAGGGGAAUCAAGGAGGAGUAAAGAAGAAACUAACAAAGAAGAAAUUAGAAAGGUUACUGAUGUUGUCAGAAAUUGUGACGCCCGCAGUAAAAAGGAAAUUAAUAAGAGUCAUAGUAAGCCCUGUCAGAGCUUUGCAAAAUAUUCACCGAGACAAAAUAAUAGAGAUCCGAGAAUGCGACGGGAGAAUUCACAUCAAAAUAGUACUAGGGAUAAUAGUAGAUUUAAAACAAAAGAUUCUAAAAGUUACGGUAUUGUAUAUUCUAAUGAUAAUAUUACGAAGGGAACUAUACUAGGUCAAGGGUAUGGCGUAAAAAAUUAUAAAAUACCAAAAAUAAAACGCCCUCAAGAAACUGUUGUAGACAAAGAAAUCAACCCAAGCAAAUUGACAAAUAAUGAAAAUGUAGAGGUAUAUAAUAAAAUUGAUGAUGGUAUAAACAACUUAAGUAAAAAAAUAAUCUAUACAAACGAAAGUAAUACAACAAGGAAUAAAAUUAUUGAUUCUAAACAUAAUCCUAAAGAAAGCAAAGCAGAACUGACAAAUAGUCAGAAAGAAUCUAAAGGACCGAAAUGUGAUUUAGAUGGGUCAGGUAAAGUGAAAGUGGUAUUGACGGAAAACCCUAAAGCAAAAGAUGCUCACGAUAUUAAACAAAAUAAAAGUGAUGAACAAUCAAUUGACAGUUGUAAAAAACAAGAAAUAGAAGAAGAAAAUAUUACAAAUCAAAUUGUAAACACAUCAAUUGAUAAUGUCGAAAAACGGAUAACAAGAUCUACAAGUAAAAGCUUGUCAUUGGAUUCUUCGUUAGAAAUUUCUCAUGUUAAACGAAUAAAAAGAGGAAAAAAACUUGUUCAUGAAACAGAUUCGGACGAAAACAUUAAAAAAAUAAAAAAUACGGUAUCUGAUAAUUCAGCACUAUAUAAAGGAACAAAUAAUGAAAAGUUGGAUGAUAUUGGGCAAUAUAAUGAUGUGACAAGUAAAAAAGAAGAUACAAAUUCUCAAUGCGUUUUAAGCACAACAAGCGCUAAAUCUAAAGAAAAAAAAACUUCUGGCAUAGAGUCCGGUUUCGGAAUGGAUGAACUUGAAAUAUUUGCAGAUAAUAUUACAUCAGAUCCUGUAAUAGAUAAUAUAAACGAUUUAAUAGCUGACUUGGAUAAUGAUCUGGAUUCUUCUAAACCUGUUGAUACCAAUAGUAAUUUCAAUAGAGAAUUAACACUUGAAAAUAUGCUUGAAAAUAUAACAAGUCCAGAGGAUAAUGAAAAAGUACUAGACACAGUUGACGAAUUACCUGAAAAAAUUGAAACUAAACCAGAUUCAGUCAUUUCGUUAGAAAAUAAAAAUGAUCCAAAAUUAUUUUGUCAUAAUGAAAAAUCAGAAACUUAUUCAGAAAUAGAAACAAAAAAUAAUUCGAUCACAUCAAUGGUCGAAUCAGGUCCAAAUAAUAUUAAAAGUGACCUCGAUCAAAAUAGCGAUUCACAACAUAAAAGUGAUUUAAUAAAAUUGGAAAAGAAUCAACCUCUUACAAUUGAAAAUAAUAAUGACGUGUCUGAGAGUCAAGAUGAAAAUAUUAAAAAUAUUGAAAUGGAAGACAAUCACGACAACGACGCCAUUGUGUCGACUUCGGAAGAAGCACAAAAACAAAGACCAGAUGCGCAACUAACAAGUGAACAUAAUGAUCAGAAAAGCAUUGUUCAAAAUAAACCCGAUAGUACAAUAAAUAGCAACGUUACUCUAGAAAUAUUGGAUUCUGAUCAGAGAAACUUACCAGAUAGCACGAAUGAAAUAAAUUGCGAAAUGAAUUCUGUGAUAAGUUCUAGCCACAAUAGUUGCGAUAAAAUUAAUGAGCUUAAUGCAGACACAAAUUCUUGUAAUACACCACCACCAAAAGAAAACAUAAGUAAACUGUUAUCAAUAAAAAUAAAAGAGUUACUUGGUUUAUUGGGAGAUCAAUCUAGCGAGAAUGAAAAAAUAAAAAAAAAAAUAGAAAAACUUAGUGAAAUUGUUUCGGACGAUGAAGAAAACUCAAUUGACAAUGAAAUGGGAAAUAAAAAAAGUGAUUUUCAAUAUGAAAAAUCCGAUGACAUUGGAAAUAUUUGUCCAUUUUUAGAGAAAGAAAAGAAAAAAGAAAUCGAAAAUAAAUGCAUAAAUAAUACUGAGUCAUUAAAGCAAAGUGCAGACGAUAUAAAAGGUUCAAAUGAUAAAGAAAAAUGUACUUCAAAAGAAAACAACUUGGUUUCGGAAAUAAAUGAAGAAAGCAGAGAUGACAUGGCUGUUGCAUCAUCAGAAAAAAGCAAUGAAUCAGACAAUUUAAAUGAAGAUAAGGAUAAGAAUUCCAUCGUGCCUGAAGUAAAUAAAAAUAAAAUUAACGAGCAAGAUGUUUCAUCUUCUAAAAAAACCCAAGUAAAUGCUAAAAAACCUAAAAAAGGUAAAAAAGGUAAGAAUAUACGUACGGUAGGAGUAUCUAAUGAAGAGAAAAGGUUAACACGUUCAGAUGCUGCAAAUUUGCGCUUUGAUAAACAACCCACUGUAAAAAAACCAUCUAGGGAAUUAAAAAAAUUGCAGGAAGAUAUAAGAGAAAUGUUUAUAAGAGAUGAUAUUUUAGGUGCCACAGGUAUAAGAAUGUGUCGCUUAGCAAAAUUAGUAGACGAAACUAAGAAUCAAAAAGAUGAAGUAAAUAAUGAAAUUGGUGCCCAAGAACCAGUAGUACUUCUUAAAAAAUGUAACGAUUUGAAUGUGUCUGACGAUAUUACUACUCCGGACAAAGUAACGAAGACAAGGACAGCAAAAGGAAAAAAAAGUAUUUCGGAACAAAGUACUUCUAUUGAUACAGAUAAUCCAAAAAGUAAAAUUUUGACUGCAAAACGAAGUGAAAUGAGUAGUUCAUCAACAAAUAUUAAAACAAACCUAAAAGACAAGAUAAGUGACGUAGAUCCAUACGUAUUUGAAAUGGAUUCUGUUAAUGAAACUAAAAAUUCGAGUGAUAAUAAAAAUGAUAACGAUACCUCGGAUUCGGAAAAUGAGUCUGUAUAUUCUUCCAAGAGUUUUGGAAGUACGGAGAUACUAGCUGAAGUAAAAAAAAAAGUAAAAAGGAAACGAACUAAGGGAUGGAAGGCGGGAAUAAUAAAACCAAAACAUAAGAAGAAAAAAAUAGAUCGUCAACCAGACUCGGUAUGUUUAAUUGAUAAUAGUGUAGAAAUUUUAAACAAACCUGUCACUGUGCCUGUUACCGAUUGUUUUACGGACAGGAAUUAUUGCUUUGAUAAAAAUCUAUCAAGGUAUGAGUGUCGGUUAUGUUCUUACAACGGGACAGACAUAGUAUGUCAUUUUAAGAAAAAACAUCCUCAUUCUGAAAUACCACUGUCAAGAAUGAGCCCCGCUGUGGCAUUGGAGGCCAUCAAGGAGUCUGAAAAAUUAAAUUUUCAAGUUAUUAGUAAAGUAUCAUCGAAGAGAUAUAUAUGUAGGUUCUGUUUUAAAGAAUUUGGAGGAAAGAAGCCUGUUUUAGAAUCAUUCUUUUGGCAUGUAGUUAGCAUGCAUACCGGUGAAUACAAACAACUUUGUUCUGAGUGUUUAAAUGUGCAACGAUGUCCCUUUAGUUUAGAUAUUCCUCCACCUCCAAAAGAUAUUAAAGGUCAACUUCUUGGUUACGUUUGUGAGAAAUGCAACUAUACACAAAUUUCUUUAGAAAAUCUAAAAAGUCAUGUUAUAAUACGACACAAUGAUGAACAAACUGCAGUUUAUACAAUCAAUUUAUCGGUUACCGCUAAAAGUAUUAUAAACAGUAUGUCGACUGAGGUUGAUGGCAUACAAAAUACCGACCUUGAAAAUAGAUUGCCUCGUGUUCUGAGAAGUACUCGAUCCAAUCAAAGUAUUGGAGAAAGCGGUGAUGUUAGAAGUGAUUCAACAGAUGACUGUAACCAAAGCUUAAAGAAAGAAAGUACUAAAUCUGAAAUUGAAAAUGUGGUUAAAACUAGCAACAUUCAAUCUAAAAUUACAUUUGAAAACGACAAUACUGAUGAAAUAUCAAAUUAUGACGAUAUUGAAAUUUCUUCGGUUAAAAUUGAACCAUUAAAUGAAAAUCAAGAAGAUGUAAAUUUUGACAAUCUACAACUUGAAUCAGAGCAUGCAUCAUUUGAUGCAACUUUAACCGCUGAAAAGGCGGUAGAACCUACUAAUUCGAACGAUAUUUUUAAUUAUGCUCAUUUCAAAAUAAAAUAUUCUGCAUCUGGAUCUAAGGAAUACAUCUGCUGUAUUAAUGGAAAUGAUUUACACUACAGGACAACACUUUUGAUUUCCUUUAAGAAACAUGUUCAGUUGAAGCAUUCAGAAAAGUGGGAUGGUUAUUGCUUUAUAUGUAAAGUUAUUGUAAUGCCUCAAGGAGUACAUUUAUUUAAAGAUUGUCUACAACAUUUUUUGGACCAACAUAUUGAUAAUUUUCCAGUUAUGGAAGAAAUAACUGAGAAAUCAUUACCUUUUAGUGAAUCUAACGUUUCCAAUGAAACCAGUUGUGAAAACGUAAAUACUAAACCCUAUAUUAACGUACGUCCUUUAUCAGAGCUUAUUUCACAAUCCUGCACUUCUCAAACAUCCGACGCAAGUUCUUCGUCAUUACCUGUCAUUGAAAGUGUAAUAAGCCUGGGAACUAUUGAAGUAUCUCGGCCUAGUCCUUCUUAUCCAAAACCAGAGACCAUUGAGGUUCAAAAGCUGUUUAGACACGAGGAAGCUCAAGCUGAGAUAAUGUCAAAGAAGCACCGCAUCGUCUUAGAAGCAAUGAUGUCUCACGUCAAAUUAGUGAAAGUAUUCAAAUGUGCUGGUCGCUUUUGUUCUUUUACAACGGAUAGUGCAGAGGAUGCGCUUCUCCAUGCGUCAACGCAUACACGAGUUGGUGGAGAAGAUUCACUAAAAUGUGCUUACUGUGACUUUGACUCUUCUAGUAAUGCAAUUGACUUGAUAACACAUGUGUUUAAAAACCAUGGAUGCUGCCAAUAUGUGUGUGGUAUGUGUUUUUAUCGAGCAGCAGCAAGCCAGUUAGUUCAUGCUCAUAUUAAAAGAGUUCAUACAGAAGUGAGUACAGUUAAAAUUCUACAUACAACAUUGCAAACAGCUCCAAUUAAAGAAGAUAACAUUUUGUCACGCGAAGAGGCUGUGCCUUACUACCUCUGUUGUGCUAGUAGCGGUUCUGAUGCUCCUUGUAAGUUCAGAACAUAUACUCCGGGGAAGUUUUGUGAACAUUUACAGUUACGACAUUCUACUGCCACCGAACAUUCUUGUUUUAUGUGUCCAGCUACUUUAUCAACCCCAGCUGACUUAAUACGGCAUUUAAAAACCCACGGAUUAAAGUUGUACCAGUGCACUUGGUGUGUGUUUGGAGCUGAUAAUGAAACGGAAUUACUUGUACAUGCAUCAGCUAAUCACCCGGAUAAACACCCAAAAGCCUAUUUAAGGAUUAUUACUAAUAAGGAAGGCACAUCGGAAUUCAGAGUUUUGCCGCUGGCACAUUUAAACAAAUCUGACAUACCAGCAAUUGAAGUCACUCCAAGCAAUAUUAAGGAAAAUCCUGUGAGAGAAGCUGAAAGAUCAAUCGAAUUGGAAAAACUCAUAAUACAUACAACAUUUAUGACCGAAUCCAUGACAGACGAAACAGAGGUGAAAACGAAAACUACUGAGAAUGAAAUAACUUGUAUGGAUUCAAGCCCCCAAGUGAACGAACCACUUUUGAAAAAUAUGAACUUAUUAAAAGAACCACAAAAGAGAAUGGUCACUCCACCUCCUCAGACUAUAGGCACUGAAAAUGCUCCACAGGAAAAUCAAUUAACCCCGAUAUUGAAAACAGAAGGAAUUGAAACGACUCCUGAAAAAAAGCCUUCAUCUGAUCCUAACAUUGUAUAUUGUUUGGAUAGCGAGGAAGAAGAAAGCAGUCCAAAUUGUAUUGAUUUAUGCAAUGAUCAAUCGUUAAAUACACAAAUUAAUAAUCAACAUAUUCAAUCAAAGACAUUACCGCUAUCAGAAUUAUUUUUGUGUGGAAAAUGUAAUGUUACUUAUAAAUGUGGCGCAGGUUUUAAAAAACAUGUUAUGGCCUGCUACAGUCAAAUACCUGACCCUAUCCAGUGCGCGCAUUGUCCAAUGAAAGUAAAGAAAAAGCAUAUUGUGGUCCAUUAUACAAAAAUACAUUCAGCGGUUUCCCGGUGUUCAUAUCCCUGUUCCAAAUGCCCGGAAAAGUUUAUUACUCAGGCCCAAGUACGAGAACAUGAACGAAAUUGCCAUUCUAUGAAUAGUUCUAAUAAUAUAUUGAAUGUAGAUAAAGCUCCUCUAAAAACACAAGUCAAACCGGCUUCAAUGGGCAAACGGAAACGAACACUAGUGGGUAAAGAAAAACCUAUAGAACCUCCAGAAAAAAUUAAAAGAUUCGGGCCCAACGAUGUCAAUCUCUUACCGAUAAAUCCUAUUCUAGACGGUUCUAUAUUCUGUUCUCUUUGUGAGUUCAGCACUAAAGUAAGACUUAAUAUGGUGAGACAUUUGCAGCUUCAUGCUGAACAACAAAUCGUUUCUCAAACUGCUCCCGUUAAUCCGGUGCCGCAUCUAGAAACAAACGAGAAGCAUUUCGACAAGAUGCUGAAUCUGGCUUCAAGUUCUAUAAUAUCUCGAACUCCAGAUAAGAGCAAAACUGAUAGUAAUCCCACAAUCACACUCAUGAUACCUCCAGAGGCCGCGUCUCGUUAUCCGAAAUACGUUCCCGAAAAACAUCGUCACACAUGUGGUGCCAAAGGUUGUUCUUAUAUAUCGGUUGACGAAUCUAUGUUUAAAUGUCAUUGGGAAACGUUACACUCCGGCACAAGUGAUUAUCGUUGUGUCCAUUGCCCUCCGCAUCAGCAUUUGGAUACAUCUAAGCCUUUGUCAGCCGUUCGAAUUAUAGCUCAUUUAAAAAUGCAUGAUGCAACAUUAUAUGCCUGUUCGGUGUGUUCAUAUUACCAUUAUAAACGUCAGAUCCUCGAAACCCAUUUGAAUGAUAUUCAUAAAGCAAUUGGACAAGUAAUGGUGGUGAGAGAAGAAGGUGUUACAUUACCAGUAAACACAUGCCAAACUCAGGUAUCAGCUCCUACAAUGGAUUUAAAACCAUGGCAAUGUGGUCUUUGUAAAUUUAAGAGCUUAUUGUGUCCCGAAGUUGUUGAUCAUUGUGCCAAAAUACAUAAUUCUAAGAUGCAAUAUAAAUGUGCCUAUUGCGCAUUUAAGACAUCUAAUUCUGAGAAUAUCACUAAACACCAGAAAAAAUCACAUUCGGAUAAACCAGAAGAGAUUUUCUAUUAUUAUUACCGAGAAGGUUCUGUGCCAGCGGAGCCAGAUGGUACACCAGUAUGGCAAAAGCAAUGCCAGAAAUAUGAUCUUUCAAAAAGCGCCAUAAAAUCUGAAGUGACGAGUGAUGUAUGUCUGACGCCACAAAUUAGUGUCCCUAUAUCGAAACCUUCAACGAUGGACUUAGAUUUGAAUUUGGUAAAAACAGAAGUUAUAGAACCGGUUGAAGAUUCAAUAGAUGAAUUGUGUAGAGAUUUUGGUGAAUUUUGUGAACCGAAUGGUCUGAAAUACAAGUGUUCUUUGUGUAAAAACGUCGUAGAAGAUAGUAUCGACGCUAUGCAAUCGCAUCUUUACGAAGAACUUAAAUAUAGAAAAUGGGGUUGCAGUAUUUGUUCAUACAAAGCUUUCCACAAGGCUGGCUUAAACGGUCACAUGCAGACCGAACACAGGCAAAAUAAAGAACCCAUUGCUUUGCAGGUGGAUAAAAGAGUUGAGACAUGGGUUGCUAAACUCUUGGAAUAUCAAACGGAACUUAUAGAGAAGAAUAAAGAAAACCUUGCAAAGCAAAAGGAAGAAAUAUAUAGGACUGCACCGGGUCCAUCCAGACCAAAAUCUCCCCCUAAGCGAACGGCAGAAUUUAAUGAAAUGAAACAAUCUUCAUCAAAUACUGAUGCAAAAAAAACAACUAUGCUAGAAUUGGUACGAUUAUUUGGACCGCUUGGAGCUUCGGUUAAUAUGUCGUUUUGCUGCCCCAAAUGUCAUUCUAUAUUUAAAGAUGAAGAAUCAAUGAAAAAUCACUUGGAAAGUGAAUUGAAUAAAAUACGAUGGUUUUGUAGUAACUGUUCUGUGACAUAUCAAACUUAUCACGAAGCGCAAUUUCACUGCAGAAGCGAACAUCCAACGCAGAGCGCGCGGCCUGUGGAAGUGAUCAGGGAUGCCUCAGUUCGAUCAGCUUGGGUCGAUGGAGUUAUCCGCGUACAGAAACUCAGCAUGAAUUACGUACCGCUGCCCUCCAAAAGUUUUGGUAACGAUACCGACCAUUCAGAGGAAAAAUCUGAUAAUCCAGAAAACUCUUUACUCGUAGUCCUAUAUGAAGAAAAAAUACCUACUCCAGAAGAACAAAUGGUUCAAAGAACAUCAGCUUUAAAUACGGAUAGCGAUGAUGAUAAAUUAGUCAUUGAUGAGCCAAAAGAAAGUCGAAAAGCGAGGUCGAAUAUUUGUCCACACUGUACUUACCAAACAAUAAACGCAAGAGUGAGUCGCGCUCACGUGUUGCGACAUUAUAAUUUAAGACCAUUUAUGUGUUCGUAUUGUGGACUAGAUGGAAGCAGAAAGGCUAUAGAACAGCAUCAAAAAAAUGUUCACUUAAAUCAACCAAUAAAGUUAAUAUGCACGCCGAUACCGGCAGAAUCACCUCUAGAUUUUUUGCAAAAUAAAUCUUCAAAUUUGCACGAUACAACAAAACUCGUAUGUCUGGUCUGUCGAAAUGCCUUUACAGAGGCCGAGGCGGCGGUACAUUCUCACGAUAAUAUCCCAACAAGCUUUGGCAAGAAAGGCGAUGUUGUAGUUAAAUGCAGUGUUUGCCUGACAUUACACAAGGACAUUAAUGCUUACUUCAACCACCAUCAAAGUGUACAUAAUUCGGCAAGUGUUAAUUACGUAUUUGACAAACUCUCAGUACAUAAUGAAUCUAAAGUACCUAAGUCUUUAACAAGCAGCGAUCAGAAGUUGUCUCUGUUAAGGGAUAAAAUGCGUAACGACUCAAGUUAUAAUUCGAAAGCCAGAUGUGCAAUAGUACCGAAGCUUCAAGAACCAUUUCCAAAGGAUGUCGUCAUUGAUUUGGACGACGAAGACGAUGUAGAAACGGAAAGAGAAACCCCGGUCGUCUCACAUUUACCGUCGAGUCGAAAAGUAGCUAGAAAAUCAACCACAAAGUUACCGUAUAAAAGGCCGUUUGCAAAAAAAUCGACGACAAAACUGCCUUUCAACGUAAGUAGUGAGCCUCAGGAGUUUUCGUAUUACGGUACUAGACCCUCGUAUGAUGAUCUCGAUGGUGUAACAACAAUGAUGACAUUCUGCAACACAAUGAUGCCAUUCACUUUGAAGAAAUUAAGUGCAAUCAUAAACAUCAAUCCUGUAGUGGAGUUAGAAAUGUUGAAAUAGUGAUUUAUUAAGUGUUUCCGGUCACUUUGAAACUUGGUACGGAAAUUCAAUUUGUUGUUCUCUAUGAAAAACGUAGCCAAAUUAUGAUGGCAGUGAAAUCUGUGAUUUAUUUUUUCAUAUUACUUAUUAAAGUUCGUUCUAGAAUUUAAGGUAAUUGUUCGAUCUAAUACAAAAGAUAAAGCAUUUAUAUUUCGUUAAGAUCAACUAUUAGUAUGUCGGUGUGUACCUUUAAUGUAAUACUAAUUAUUUUAUUAUUCAUUAUGAUAUUCGAUUUAAAUGUAAGAACAAGAUAUAAAUAAGUUUAGACUCAAAAUAGUUUUUAAUUUACUGUUUACUGUGUAAUCUUAAGGUUUAAUAGUUUCCAAAUUAAAAUAUACUUUUUAUAUACGUAAUUAGUAUAUAUAUACGUAAUUUCAGUUAAAUUUUGUCGCCCGAUUUUAAUUAUUUAUUUGCCCAGGAACUAGAUUUUUUUUUUCUACCCAAAAUCAGUUACAACUGCAAAUAAGUCAUGAUCAUGACUAAAACUUGAAGCCCUCAGGGCGUGGACCCAGGUCUACUGCCGGAAGACAUUUUAAUUAACACGUGCGAACUAAGCAUCAGCAAAACAUUGCGGUGCACCGUACACGGCAGCGGCGCCGUGCCGUUCCACGGUGGCCGGUGCCGCACCGUAGAAUUGGGUCCACGCCCUAUCUAGUGAAAAAUUUAGCAUAGUGCUUAACCUAGAAUGAGGACAUAAGAUCAACCCUAUAUUAAUAAAUAAUAGAAAAACGCAAAA